GUAGCUUUUGGUUGUUAGACUAUUCUUUGAAUUGAACAAUUGUGUGCAUAAGUAAAAAAAUAAUAACGUCAAAAAAUAUCGAUGAAUUUUCAAUAUUAAGUAAAUAUUAAAUAAAAAAUUUGUAAUAAAUUGUGAUAGUUUAAUCAGAUUAUCAAUAAAAUAAAAAAAUAAUAAUAAAAAUAAUAAAGGAAUAUCGUUGUAGUGAUGGCAGUGUAGGACUGCUAAAAUGGCGACGAUCUGGCGGUGAAUGGUAAAAAGGAAGUGCUGGACUAAGAUAGUGUUUUGAUUCGUACAAUAGGUAGUCAACGCACAACGAACGUCGUGCAAGUACAGUAAUAGUCACGCGAACGUAUAAUACAUACACAUAUAUAUAUAUAUAUUUUUUUCUUUAGUAUUAGAAAAAUAAAAAAAUAUAAUAAACACGUAAACGUACCAGGUGUGUUUGUUAGUUAAGAAAAUAAUUGAAGACAAGUUAAAACGUUAAUAAGAUAACGGCUGUAAAGCAGCACCGCCCGGUGGUGGUGAAAAUUCCAUCUUCCGUGCUGUGACGGCCGCAAUGCUCGUUUUGAGUGGCGAUUAUAUUCUUUUUGAUAAAUUCGUUGGGACCAUUGCUAAAAAAAAAUAUUAUUUCGAUACAAACAUAAUUAACAGUAACAUUUACGUCGAGGUCGACGUCACGAAUAACGCUCGUGACCCUCGACUUAGGAGUCAUUAGAUUAUUAUAAAAGCAUAGUUUAUUCUUCAAAAUGAAAAUCGACAGGAGUAGAUUGAAAAAGUGCACUUCUGAAGUGCCUGCCGAGUGCCAGGCACUAAUUAGUAAACUUAGGUCAUGCUCUCACAGCGAAUUACUUGAAGAAUUAAAACAAAUAGAUGCCUGGACUUUUGGAAAAUGUGAAUUAUUUCACUGGAUCGAUGUAUUAGAUCUUAGUGAUAGUAUAUUGGAAGCAGCUGUUGCAAGAAGUCCUGAUAAUCCAUGGGAAUUAGCUUGUGAUCUUCCUCAAAAUAGAGAAGCAAAAGAACUGCUUCUCUGGGUUCUUCAUUUCACCACUCUAUUGAUAGAACAUUCGUUUUCUCGGCAUCUUUAUAAUAGCAUGGAGCAUCUUGUAACUUUGCUGUCAAGUUGUGAUAUGCAAGUAGUACUUGGUGUUCUGAGUCUUUUGUACAUGUUCAGUAAACGAAGCAAUUUUAUCACCCGUUUAAAUAGUGACAAGCGCCAGGCUUUACUCAGUCGUUUAAAUCAUUUAGCUGAAAGUUGGGGUGGUAAAGAAAAUGGAUUUGGUCUUGCAGAUUGUUGUAAAGAACAUCCAGAUAAGCCAUUUCCACCAAGCGCUACUACAUUACACUUUGAAUACUACGCAGAAAAUCCAACAGCUACUGAAGCAACCAAUAGUUCAACGGGAAAUUCAAAUAUUAAAAAAGUUGGACAGACUAAUCUAGUAACAUAUAUACAUAUUGAAAAUGUAGAUAAACUUGGCAAAACACCAGCGCAAAUUAUGAAUGACUUGUUAAAAUUUUAUAACGUACCACAAGAUAGACAAAUGGCUCUUUUAACACACAUCAGAUUGGCUCACAGUUUUUCUGAUUAUCGAAGACGUUUACAGUGUGUUCAAGCUCGUCUACAAGCUCUCUCUGUACUUGUUUACAGCAAUGCCUUACAAGAAAAUGCUCAUAGUCUUCUUCAUGCUGGAUUAUUGGAGGAAUUAGUUGAAUUAUUAGAACUUCCACAUCCCCAUCUUGUUGAUAUUCGUGCAGCUGCACUGCGUACACUCACAAGUAUCAUCCAUCUUGAUCGAAAUCCUCACUUUCCUAAAAAACCAGGCUCUCGUCUUAAUAUGAUAAUAGAUGUUACCGGUGCAAGUUCUUACCAUGGAUUUUUGCCGGUAUUAGUUCGUACGUGUAUAACAACACUUACAUCGCCACAACCAGACGGUCAACCUUUCCCUUUGGCAUUGGCUACUGCAUUGUUUAGUUUCUUGUAUCAUCUUGCCAGUUAUGAAGCCGGUGGAGAGGCUCUUGUCAGUUGUGGAAUGAUGGAAAGUCUUCUCAAAGUCAUAAACUGGCCUGGAAGUGAAUUGGAGCAUAUUACGUUUGUAACGAGAGCUGUACGAGUGAUUGAUCUCAUCACAAACAUUGAUAUGCAAGGGUUUCAAGCACACGGUGGUCUGUCAAGUUUUAUAAAUAGAUUAGAUAUGGAGGUUAAUAUUUGUAGAAAGGUACAACCUUUUGAAAUUGAUCCAAGUAUGUACAAUCAAGAUGUUCCGGUAUGUACUCGUGAUAAAUCAAUUGAAAAUACUGAAGAAGCUGGUCCGUCACGAGCUUCUAAUCAAGUUUUUGAUGAACAUGAAGAAAUAUGUAAUCCAAUGGAAUUUUCUGAAGAUGAAAAUACAAAUUCUAAAACUGAAACUAAAAUAGAACAAAAUUCAAGUAACAACAGCUCACCAAUACGGUCAGGCAAGACAUGUUUACCUCAACGAGCUGCUCUAUUAAAAUCAAUGUUUAAUUUUUUGAAAAAAGCUAUUCAAGAUCCAGCAUUUUCAGAUAGUAUUAGACAUGUGAUGGAGGGUGAAUUGCCAUCUUCAUUGAAACAUAUUAUAAGUAACUCUGAAUAUUAUGGACCAUCAUUAUUUUUAUUAGCAAUUGAUGUAGUUACAGUUUAUGUUUUUCAAGAACCAUCAUUACUAUCUUCUUUACAAGAUAACGGUUUAACGGAUGUAGUACUUCACGCUUUGCUCAUUAAAGAUGUUCCGGCCACUAGAGAAGUUUUAGGUUCUUUACCAAAUGUGUUCAGCGCAUUAUGUUUAAAUCAACGUGGUCUUGAAUCAUUUAUGAAACGUCGACCUUUUGAAAGAAUUUUUAAAGUAUUAAUAUCACCAAAUUACUUAUCAGCAAUGCGUCGACGACGUAGUGCUGAUCCUCUCGGCGAUACGGCAUCUAAUCUUGGUAAUGCGAUGGAUGAACUCAUGCGUCAUCAGCCAAGCUUGAAGACCGAUGCAACUGCAGCAAUAAUAAAAUUACUUGAAGAAUUAUGUGUACUUGGUUGUGAUCCACGUUACAUAUGUUGGCGAGCAGCUAGUAAAACUGACAAUUCACCAUCGAGUUCAAAUUUAAAUACUCGACAAUCAUCUGGUCAAUCAGUUGGUGUAGGUGUUGGUGAUAAUGGAGCCGGAAGUGGUGGAGCUGGAGGAAGCAGUAGUGAUGAAGAAGAAGAAGAUGAGGAAGAAGCAAGCACAAGUUCACAUCCACAACGUGAAGAACAGCCAUCACCAUCACCUGUACAACCUGGACCUCCACCACAACAACCUCGAGAAAAAACACCAAUUGCACUUGUUGAUUACAUUCACAAUGUUAUGAAAUUUGUAGAUGCAAUAUUGAGUAAUAAUUCAACAGAUGAUCACUGUCGUGAAUUUGUCUCUCAAAAAGGUUUAGUACCAUUAUUAUCUAUUCUUGGAUUACCAAAUUUGCCAGUCGAUUAUCCUGUGGCACAACCCGCACAAUCUGUUGCAUCAGUUUGUAAGAGUAUUCUUAAUCUUGCUCAUGAGCCACUUGUAUUAAAAACCGGUCUAUUACAACUUAAUGAAGUACUCAGUCUUCUUAAACCACUUCAUAGUCAUAUGGAAUCACCUGGUGGUUCAGUUCUUCUUCAUGAACUUGCAUCAGCACCAAAUUUAGAAACAGCAUUUACAAAUGAUACUGCAACACCAUUGCUUCAUGCAAUGAAUGCAGCUCACAGUUAUGUUGUAAUGUUUGUUCAUGUUUGUCGAACUAGUCAAAGUGAAAUAAGAAAUCUCUCUAUGAAUCAUUGGGGUUCAGAGCUUGGUUUAUCAGUUCUUCAAGGUUUAUCAGAAUUAUACAUGUCACUUGUAUGGGAAAGUACGCUUUUACUUGCACUCUGUAGUGAUGAUAGUAUUCCAGCUGGUUGUGAUUUUGGUAAAGAAGACAUGGAUAAACUUAUACCAGCUGAAUUAAGAGCAGAUGGAGAUACAUCUGUUUGGCCAAAUACUUCUGCUGCAUCAGAUAUGGGUAGUAAUGGUAUGACAACUGCAAUGGAAGCAUUAAGUACUGAUCCACCACCAGUAUCAAUGGAAGUAGAUGACAAACCAAGUACCAGUACUGGAAGAGCAUCACCCAGUGCACAUCAACUUAAAUAUAUUAAACCACUUUUGGGAGCAUCAUCAAGACUUGGACGUGCUUUAGCUGAACUUUUUGGUUUAUUAGUUAAACUUUGUAUGGGAUCACCUAUCCGACAACGCCGUGGACAACAAUUACCAAUGAUGCCAGCGAUUCCUAAUUCUGCUGCACGAGGUGUAGCAUGUGCUCUUAAUAUACUUCUUACUCGUGGAUUGUCUUGGGAUAAACUUCCGCCAUCACCACUUCCUAAAUUUAAAUUAACUUUCUUAAUUUGUUCUUUAGGAUUUACUUCACCAAUGUUAUUUGAUGAAAAACGACAUCCUUAUCAUCUGAUGCUACAGAAAUUUGUUCAAUUAGGUGGACAAAAUGCUUUUUUCUCUACCUUCCGUUGGGCUUUAUCAGGUGGAGAACAAUUUCCUUUAUCUGAAGGUUUAGAACAUCCAGAUUUACCUGAUGGAACUGGUGAAUUUCUUGAUGCUUGGUUGAUGCUUUUAGAAAAAAUGGUUAAUCCAAAAGCUAUAUUAGAUUCACCUCACGUUGGAUUAGCCAAGUGUACUAGUUUCAAUAAUACUUAUCGAUCCCAAGAUCCAAUAAUUAAAUAUUUACAAGAUAUACACAAAAAAGCAUUUGAAGCAGUCAUGCUUAUGUGGGGUAAGAAACCUUUAAAGAAUUACGGCGCACGAAUGACUGAAUCUAUACUAUCUAUACUACGACACAUUCUUCGUGGAGAAAAAUUAAUAAAAGAACGUACAGAAGAAGAAACUACUGAAGAUACAUCAAGUACCAGUGGAACAGCUGCAGCAGCACCUAGAACAGGAAGUAAUAAUGCUACAGAGCGACGAGAUGAUCCUGAAGCUGAUAUUAAUGCAGAACAUCUUCGACAAUUAAUGGAUAUGGGUUUCAGUCGUGCUCAUUGCGUAGAAGCAUUACUCCAUACGUUAUCUGUCGAGCAAGCAACAGAUUAUCUUUUAAGUAAUCCAGCAACUCAACGUAGACCUGACGUUUCUAUUGGUGAUGCUAGUGGACAAGGACCCAUUAUGGAUUUAGACUUUACAGAUGAUCAAGUAAUGUAUGCUAUUGCAAUGUCUCUUGGUGAUUCAGAUUCACGUAAAUCUGUUGAAGAACCACGAGAUAUACCUAUUACACAAACAAUUGAUGAAUUUACUAGCACUGCUCUAGAACAGUGUCUUAAUUUACUUGAUUUAAUGCCUGAUACUGUAUACAGAAUUUGCGAUCUUUUAGUAACAAUAACAAAAAGAAAUGGUGAAGAAUGGCGUGAUACUAUGUUACGUCAUUUGAUGCGUGAUAUUGGUGAGCUAGUUGAUUAUCUUAUUGACAUUGCCGAAUCACCAGAUGAGGAUGCUGGUACUAGAUUAGUUGAAUGUGAACAAGCUACAAAAGUUGCUGGACGUAUAUAUUUAUAUACACUGUUCUUUGAAGGUACUUUCCAAGAAAUGAGAGUUCCUUGUGCUCAGAUAGUUGAAGAUUGUGCUAUUCUUGAUAAACUAGUUCGUUUAUUAGUAAUCAGUGAAGGACCAUUAACAUUAAAUAAAAAUAAACUUUCAAAAGAUUGUAAGGAUGGCCAAAUUCCUGCUGUUAAAACACCUAAAUGGCUUGCACCUCUUCUUUUACUUAUUGAUAGACUAGAAAAAGUUGCUGUAUUAACUCAACGUAAACAACUUAUGCACAAAGUAACUAAUAGAAUAUGGAAAUGGUUUGAUUUAAGUACUGGAAAAUGGACCCCUUAUUCACCAUUAAAUAAUCGUUUGAUAAAUGACGCUUAUUGGGCUGGUGAACCAAGUGUAAGAAUAAAUUGUUCACGUCGAAGAUAUUUAAUAACAUUUUCGUGCAUGACACAAGUUAAUGAAGACAGUGAUAAUAGACGACCUAUAACAAUGGGUUUUAAAUUUCACAAUACCAACAGUGAUGAUGCUAGUUCAGGAUCAGACUCAAAUAUGGAUACUGAAGAAACACCAACAGAAGAAAAACGUAAUACAGUUGUUCAAGGUUUAGAUCCAAGUAUUGCACCAAGUAUUGUUCGUGCCUGUGUUAAAUUACUAGCAAUUCCUGUUGAUCGUGAUACUUUACAUGCUUUAAUGAAAGUGUGCUUACGAUUAACUCGUGAUUAUAAAAAUGCUGAGGUAUUUGCUAGAGAAGGUGGAGUACAAUUACUUUUGGAUAUGACUCAAGCUAGUAGUUUUAUUGGUUGUAUUAAUUUGAGUACUCUUUUAAUUCGACAUACUCUAGAAGAACCACGAACACUUCGUCUUGCUAUGGAAAAAGUUGUCCGUAGUCGUACUCAAGCAAAUAUUCCACCUGCUUAUAAAGAAAUUCUAUUUAUGACACGACAAAUUAGUAGUGCUGUUUGUAGAAAUCCUGAUGUUUAUCGUCAAGUUUGUGAAGAUAUUUUACGAGUGGAUAUAAGUGUUUUAAAAAAAGAUGAUACUGAUAAUCGUCUUGUUGUUAAAGCUUUACCAUCAAAUCAUUCAUCAGCAAUGCCAAUGGCUGAAGAUGUUUCUGUAAGUGUUGUUCAUGAUCUUCUUGAUGCUUUAAUAAAGCCAGUUCCUGUAUUUCCGGAUGAUAAUACAACUACACCAAUAGGAAGUCCUGAAAAAAAAUCUACAACAAUUACAACAAUAGCAACAACAGGCCUUGGUGUAUCAACAACAACAACAACAAGCUCACGACGAACUGAUGGUACAAGAAAUAAUGCAUCUACUACAAAUGGACCAUUAGAUGAUGAUGAUCAAAUAGUACCACUAAAAAUGUAUACUGAUUAUAUAAAUAAUGGUAAAGUUGAACCUGAAGAAGCUAAAAAACCUUUACUUUCAAAAUCAGCAAUUUUAAAAAUGUUAGCAGAGUCAAUACGCUCUUAUGGUGCUAUUGCUAAUUUAAUAGCUGAACAUACAUACAGAGCAGGACAAAGUGAAAUGGUUACUGAAGAUACAACAGCACUAGGUUUUCUUUUGGAUAAACUUUUACCGGUAUUGCCUGAAAAUUCCGGUGAUCGUCAGUGUAGUAGUAUGGCAAGAAUGCUUAUUGCUGCUAUUGCUUCUUGUAAUCAUUCACCUGAUGCUCAAACAACUUUAGUUACUGAAGUUAAAGCAGCAUUACUACGAACUUUAGCAUUACCCGAAAGUUCAGAAAAACAUGCUCAAUUACAAUUACUAAUUGGACUAAUUUCGACAAUGAUUGAUAGUUGUCCUCCUACAUCACACACUCCAUUACGAGUACCACAAAAAGUUCAUCAGUAUAACAAUGUUAACUAUGUUGUCAGAAUAAUGCUAAAAAAAGGAAUAAUUACAGAUUUAGCAAAAAUUCCUCAUAGUCUUGAUUUAUCAAGUCCAAAUAUGGCUGGUACUAUUAAUGCAGCAUUGAAACCUCUUGAAACAUUAUCAAGAAUUAUUAAUCAACCAAUGCCUGGUACAGUUAAUAAUAAAUUUCCAAAACCGAAAAAUCGUACUGUUCAAGAUGAACCAAUUGGUGAUCAAACUGGUACAACAACAUCAGAAGCAACUCAUGCAGUUGGUGAGGAAGCUAAUGAAGAUGCUGAAAAUACAGAGCAUGAUAUUUCAUUGAAUGCUGAAAGUCUUGAACCAACUUCUGAAAGUCAAGUUCAAGAUGAAGGUGAUGAAGCUGCAUUAGAAGAUAUCAUGGAUCAACUCUUGGAAAGUGUUUUAUUUUCCAGAGACGGCUCUGCCGUUACUGAAGAACCAACGUCACGAUCUCACAGACCAAUGGAUAUUGAUGAUGAAAGUCUUGCAAUGCGUGAUACUGAUGGUGACUUUGAUCCAACCCGUGAUACAACCGUAAGAGAGGAUUUAAUGAGCUCUGAUUCAGACUCAGAUAGUAAUCAAUCAGAUGAUAAUGAAGAUGAUGUUCAGGAUGAUGAUGACGAUGAAGAAGAGGAAGAGGAAGACGAUGGUGAAGAAAAUGAAGAAGAAGAUGAAGAGGAAGAAGAGUCAUCAAACUAUGGAGAAGAAGAUCACAUGGGUUAUAUCGAAGGUAUUAGUGAUGCUGUUCGUAUGAUGGCAUCCGCUGAAAGAGACGUCAGUAAUGUCGUAAUGAUUCCUCAUAAUUAUGACAAUCAUGAGAAUAAUUCAACGUUACCUACAUCAACAAGACCUAACCACUCUUGGAGUGCAAACUUCCCUUUACCUGUUUCAUUAUUUGAGGAUUUACCGUCUGUCUCUGAAGGUAAUGGCAUUGGAUCACAUCCAUUAUUAAUGGGGCAAAGUAGUCUAGACAUAGCUAACUCAAGAGCUCAACGAGCUUUACGUCAACGUAGAUAUCAAUAUCUUCAAAUAGCUAAUCCAAGAAACUCAAAUUCUCCAGUUAUUUUACAACGAUUAUUGGUCCCAGCAGCACAGACACUUCCAAUGUCAGCCAGUCAAGUAUUAGCAUCUGGAUUCCGUGAUACACGUGUCGUUGUAAUGGAUAAUAGUCUUGGUAUUUUUUCUAAUCAGGAAGAAGAACAAAUAGAUUUUGUUGAUCAAUCGGGUUACUUAUUUGGGCCAAGUUUAGCAGCAACAUUAAAUAACAUUCCUACUGCUCUUCAUUGGUGGAUUGAAGAGAGCAAACUGUUGGAUGGUGAUUCACAACCUGAUUGUUGUGUUGGCGUUGUUCAUAAAUUAAUUCCAGGAUUAGAAAAACAACGUAAUGCUGAAUUAGCAGAGAGAAAAGAUAAACGUAAAAAACAACAAAAUACUGAAAAAGAUUCUGAAAAAGACACUAAAGAUACUAAAGAAACUUUAAAAACACGUGAAUCAGGAUCAUCAGUUAUUGUAUCAUCUCAAGCUGAACAACAACAACCAUCAGGAUCUGUUUUAACAAGAACAAGUUCUAGAAGACUCGCUGAUACUGUUGAAGCUGCAGUAGAAGCUGUCAGGCAAAAUAGUGAUCGUGAUGAAAGUGUAAUUGAAAUUACUGGUGAGAUGGAAGUUACUGUUCAAGAUGAUGAAGAUCGAACCCCACCUCCACCACCACCACCUCCAGAAGAACAAAUGUCUGAAACAAGAAAUCCUCUAUCUAUUCUCAAUGCGCCACUUGAACUUGCUGAAAGUUUAAUAGAUUCUGUUCUUCAACCUAGUGCAGAAGAAGCUACAAGAUUACGAAGGCUGACAUCAAAUCUUGAUUCAGAUGAAAUAAAUCUCAAUCGUUCAUACAAUCAACUUCCAGAACCAAGAGAUCCAGGUGCAUGGGUACACAGAUUUUUGGGUCUUGAACAACCUCGACGGGAAAAUAAUGCCAUUAUUUCAAUUCAAGAUCCUGCAUCAUCAUCUACCACUGAUAACAGUGCUGUAACAUUCACGGAACAACCAGUACCUCAACAAACACCAGAACAACAACAACAAUCACAAUCACAACAGGCAACACCACAGACACCUUCACAACAAACAACACCACAAGAAGCCCAACCACAAUUGAUUGAACCACAAGAAACGUCAUCUGAACAACCACAACAACAAUCUCCUUCACAACAAACACAACAACCAGAACAAGCGCAAGCACAGCAACAAGUAACCCAAGAUCUUCAAUUACCAGAUGGAGUGGAUCCUUCAUUUCUUGCUGCGUUGCCUGAUGAAAUGCGUGAUGAAGUUAUUGCUGAACAGUUAAGACUUCAACGAAUAAGACAACGUACACAAGCAACCGUUGUUGAAGAAGUCACUGGACCAGUAGAAGUUAAUCCUGAAUUUUUAGCUGCACUGCCACCUGCUAUUCAAGAAGAAGUUCUUGCACAGCAACGAUUAGAGCAACAACGUCAUGCAGCAGCUUCAGCAAAUCCAGCAGAUCCAGUAGACGCUGCAGCUUUCUUCCAAAAUCUUCAACCUUCAUUACGACAAGCUAUUCUUACAGAUAUGGAAGAAUCACAGAUGUCUGUACUGCCUCCUGAUCUCGCUGAAGAAGCACAAAAUCUUCGAAGACAAUGGGAAGCUCGUAAUCGACAUUUAAUGCAAGAACGUUUUCUUAAUCAUGUAAGUCAAGGUAAUACAACACUUUCAAGUAUUUUAAGAAACUCUGGAAGAGGUAGAGGAGGAGGUACACGAUACGCAAUCCAUUCAGUAACUCAGAGAGCUCAAUGGAACUCAUGGAAUCCACGUGGUGAAACUAGUAUCGCUCAUCAAAGUGCUGGAUUACGUUUACGUGGACGUCAACUUCUUGAUCAUGAGUCAAUGGCAUGUUUACUCGUACUUUUAUUUGUUGAUGAACCAAAAAUUAACACAUUAAGACUUCACAGAGUAAUUAGAAAUCUUUGUUAUCAUACAAGCACACGUGAAUGGGUAGUAAAAGCUCUUUUAAAUAUUAUGGAACGUAGUAAUGAUGAAAAUAAAGAAAUAAUGAGUGAUUUUACUAGUAAAUUUAAAAGAAAAACAGUACAUCCAUCUAUUGAUUAUUGUUCACCAAAAUUAUCAGAAUCAAGAAAUAAUUUACAAUCGUGGUUAAAUAUAAGUAUUGAUGCUGCUCUUGGCUGUCGUGCUAAUGUAUUUCACGUUUUACGACAUAGUGGAAAAAAAUCAGAAAGACAAGGAAACGUAAUUGCUAUUCAUCCUCAAGCAGCACCAACUGUUUGUAGGCAUACACUAGAACUUCUUAUUUCUUUAGCUAAAAGUUUUCCUGGUUACUUUGUGCCAACUAAAUUUAAAGAAUCUGAAGAAAAAAGUAAAGACAAAGAAACUAAUGGUAAAGAAGAGACUGGAGCAAAACCAAAAUCUGCAUCAAAAUCUACAAAAAGUGAUAUUCCUGAUUUUUGGGAUAUGUUACUCAGACUUGAUUCUUGUGCUUCAAAAAAAGGUAAAUCCGUUGCUCGAACACACUUUACAUCUGGAUUUGGCAGUGAACCAGAACAAAGUUUAACAUCAUUUGAAUCUUCAGCUUUCGGACAAUUAAUAUCUAUGCUCCAUUGGUCAGUAGUAAGACGUAGUAGUCAAUUAACAGAUAAAUUACUUCGACUUCUUUCUCUUAUUUCAAUUGGUCUUACUGAAGUUAAUUCUUAUCGACGUCAAGAUGCUACAAAAAAUAAAAAAGUUGAACCAAGUAAAGAACAAAGUGUUGCUGCACCUGAAGGACAUCUUCGUCUUGCUGUUCAAGUUUUAACAAGUAAAAGUUGUUCUGAAGAAGGUUUAGAGGAUGCUACUGCUUUACUUCUUAAUUUAUCACACUGUCCAGAUCCUACACGACAAUUGAUAUUGAAACUUUUAUUAGAAGGAGCUAUGGAGUUAGCUAAUAUGGUGUGUGAUCAUAUUAGUGAAUUAAUGAAAGAACUUAAAGUGUUAAAUCGUGAAAUACGCCGUAGAAAUUCACUAGAAGAGCAACCAUCAACAAGUACCGGUGGUUCUGGUCGUGGUAAUUUAACAGAUCGAUUUACUCAAGAUAGUGUUAUUAUUACUGCACCAUCAAAAGUUAAAGCUGGUACUGAUCUUCAAUUACCAUCAAUGAGUGCACUGGUCAGCAAGACUUCUAGUCAAGCAUUCUUCUUACGAAUACUUAAAGUUAUUGUACAAAUUAGAGAAGCCGUUUAUUUGGCAAAUAAAAAGAAAAAUGAGACUGCACAACAUACGGAGACUGUUAUGGAAACUACAAUACCAUCAACACAACAAGUACAAGAGACAACGGUUGAUGAUAAUACAUCUGAAAGCACUGCAAUGGAUACUGCACAAGCUGCUAACACAACAACACCGAUAACAACAGCAAUAACAACGAUGUCGACAGCUACAACGACAACAACAACAACAGCAGCAGUAGCAGCAGUAACAUCACAGCCAGACAGCCAUAAAACGCCAACAUCAUCACGGACAGAUGAGGAUAAAUCAGCACUUCCAUUGUUAAGUGAAAGUUUGGUAUUGGAUAAUUUAUGGGAAACUUUAAGUGCUUGUUUACUCGAGUUAGAACAUACUCCAGAUCAUCAUGCCGUCCUUGUUCUACAACCUGCCGUUGAAGCCUUCUUCUUGGUACAUUCGUCAUCAAGUACGUCAACGCGUGAUCGUAACAAUGACGCAAAUGCUGAAACAAGAGAAGCUGUAGCAGAUGUUGCACCUGUUUCACCAAUUUAUAAUGAAAAUGAAGGUCAAUCACAAAGCGAAACUGCCAAUGCUAUUUCUUCAUGGGAUAUGACUCCCGCACCACAUAAAUCAUUACCGUCCGAUCAAUUGAAAUUCCUUAAAUUUGCUGAAACACAUAGAACAGUGUUAAAUCAAAUACUACGGCAAACAACGACUCACUUGGCAGAUGGUCCAUUUUCAGUACUUGUUGAUCAUACGAGAGUUUUAGACUUUGAUGUUAAACGAAGAUAUUUCCGAACGGAAUUAGAGCGAAUGGAUGAAGGAAUACGAAGAGAAGAACUUGCUGUUCAUGUUCGCAGAAGUCAUGUAUUUGAAGAUUCCUUCAGAGAACUUCAUCGUAGAAAUGCUGAUGAAUGGAAAAAUCGUUUUUACAUUGUUUUUGAAGGUGAAGAAGGUCAAGAUGCUGGUGGUUUACUCAGAGAGUGGUAUGUCAUUAUUUCAAGAGAAAUAUUCAAUCCAAUGUAUGCACUCUUCACUGUCAGUCCUGGUGAUCGCGUUACAUAUAUGAUUAAUUCAUCAUCUCAUUGUAAUCCAAAUCAUUUAUGUUACUACAAAUUUGUCGGCCGAGUAAUAGCUAAGGCAAUUUAUGACAACAAAUUAUUAGAGUGUUAUUUCACUCGUAGUUUUUACAAGCAUAUUCUUGGUAUUCUUGUAAAACAUACUGAUAUGGAGAGCGAAGACUAUAGUUUCUACAAGGGCCUUGUGUAUCUAACUGAAAAUAAUAUUUCUGAUCUUGGAUACGAAUUGACUUUCUCUGCAGAGGUCAAUGAGUUCGGGGUCAAUGAUGUAAGAGAUUUGAUACCAAAUGGACGCAAUAUAGUUGUUACAGAAGAAACGAAACUUGAGUACAUAAGAUUAGUCUGUCAAAUGAAAAUGACUGGAGCUAUUCGUAAACAAUUAAAUUCAUUCUUAGAAGGUUUCUAUGACAUAAUUCCCAAACGUUUAAUAUCAAUAUUCAAUGAACAAGAACUUGAAUUAUUAAUAAGUGGUUUACCAAACGUCGACAUCGAAGAUCUUCGAGCAAAUACAGAAUAUCAUAAAUACAGUGUUACCUCGCUACAGAUUCAGUGGUUCUGGCGUGCUUUGCGUGGAUUUGAUCAAGCGGAUCGAGCAAAAUUUUUACAAUUUGUCACGGGUACAUCAAAAGUACCACUUCAAGGUUUUGGUGCCCUUGAAGGUAUGAAUGGUGUACAGAAAUUCCAAAUUCAUCGUGAUGAUCGUUCGACAGAUAGAUUACCGUCUGCACAUACAUGCUUCAAUCAAUUAGAUUUACCUGUGUAUGAGACCUAUGAUAAAUUACGAAGCAACUUACUUAAAGCGAUUCAUGAAUGCAGCGAAGGAUUCGGAUUUGCAUAAACUAAUUGACACCUAACAGAAAAUUAAUAAAGAAAAAAAACUUUUUAUAAUUAUUUUGCAAGUUUGAUUUAUGUUUCCGGAAGUAUACGUAAAAAUAACGAAAUUAAUAAUUUCACUUGCUACGAUUCCGACUAAACAUAAAUAUUAAAAGGCAAUAUAAAACAAGAAAUUAAAUAUUCAAAUAUAUAUUAAUACGCUAUAAAAAAAAUACGGUUUAUAAUUUAUACAACCGAUGCCGAAACUUGCAUUAACUCCAAUCACAAGCAUAAUUAAACAAGCGUAUAUACAUGUUAUGAAUCGGAGGUGUAAUUAUUAAAAUUCACCCUACAACGCUUCCCAGAAAAAAAAAUGUCAGAGUUUAUUUUGUUGAAUGAAUAAAUUGCACAGUUGCAGAGCUUAAGAUUAACUUUGAAUAUAAAAAAGAAAAAAAAAAUUAAUAUUAAUACUUGAUAUAAUAAGUUUUUAUUUGUAAACCUAAAUAGUAGAUGUCUUUGUUAUGAAUAAUAUCUAGAAGCAAAAAUUGUAAGAUAUUAUACUUUGAGCGAAGUAAAAAAAAAAGAAAAAAAAAUUGAAAGAUUGAUUAUCAGUGAUAUAUAUAUUGAUAUAUUGUAUUUCAAUCAAUAGCUUUGGUAGUUUUUCUUUUGAAUGAUGACAAAAAAUAGAUCGCGACUUUUUAAAAAUAUAAUACAAAAAAAAAAUAAAAAUAAAUGAACGAUUGAAAAAAUAACAUAUUGAAAUGUCGGUUUAGUAAAAAUGUAAGAAUGUAUGAUUGUUAUGUGUGAAUGUUAAUAAAAUCAUAAAGAGCCUAAAGAAAAAAUAAAUAACAAAAAGAAAAAAAAAAAA
Messenger RNA from Microplitis demolitor, 14387 nucleotides. It is a transcript of the gene HUWE1, whose product is annotated as E3 ubiquitin-protein ligase HUWE1. Bases 747 to 13544 code for a protein of 4265 amino acids. The transcript has 12 exons. Gene Ontology annotation, molecular function: protein binding; ubiquitin-protein transferase activity. Gene Ontology annotation, cellular component: nucleus. The record is from RefSeq and is a predicted model, not a curated record. Gene Ontology annotation, biological process: positive regulation of protein catabolic process; protein polyubiquitination; proteasome-mediated ubiquitin-dependent protein catabolic process. Lineage: Eukaryota; Metazoa; Arthropoda; Insecta; Hymenoptera; Braconidae.